Messenger RNA from Spinacia oleracea (spinach), 1344 nucleotides. Its product is annotated as protein SAR DEFICIENT 4. The record is from RefSeq and is a predicted model, not a curated record. Lineage: Eukaryota; Viridiplantae; Streptophyta; Magnoliopsida; Caryophyllales; Amaranthaceae. The transcript has a single exon. The coding region runs from base 184 to 1200 and encodes 338 amino acids. Gene Ontology annotation, cellular component: cytoplasm.
CGUUUACCAAAAAAAAAAAAGAGAAUCAAAAUUGAACAUUUUUGGGGAAAUUUCCAACUUUCAUAAAACCAAUUUCUCUGUAAUUUCGAGAUCCAAUAUUCUCCAUUUCUCUUUAAAUUACCUUACAUUACUCCAAACCCCAAAUUGCCUAAACAUAAUCUAAUCCUUCUUUCUCUCCCCACCAUGGCAACACCUCCCACCACCACCACCACCACAACCACCCCAAUAUUCAUCUCAACCACCACCCUCCGCUCAAUCCUCUCCCACAAAACUCUAAUCACCCACCUUCAAACCACCCUCCCAAAUGCCACACUUUCUCUCUCCACCCCACCUCGCCACUCUCUCUCCACCUCCCAAAAUUCCACCCUCCUCCUCAUGCCAUCCUUCUCAACCUCCCCUUCUCUCCCCUACAUUGGGGUCAAACUCGUAACUUCCCACCCUCAAAACUCCUCCCUAAACUUACCCGGAAUUCACGCUUGCUACACCCUUUUCAACUCCCUCACAGGCCAAACCCUAGCUUUAUUUGAUGCAACUGAAUUAACCCUUUUCAGAACUUCCUCAAUUUCAGCUUUAGCAUCUUCAUAUCUCUCCAAAAACAAUCCCCAUGUUCUUGUAAUGGUGGGUUCUGGUAAUUUAUCACCUCAUUUAAUCAAAGCCCAUUUGAGUGUUAGGCCCACCAUCAAAAGAGUGAUCAUAUGGAACAGAACCACCGAGAAGGCGGCGGCGUUGGCGGCGAGGUUGACGGCGGAGGAAGGGUUUAAAACGGUGAGUUUUGAGAGUAAUGGGUGUUUGGAAACGGUGGUUGGGUUAGGUGAUAUUGUGUGUUGCGCCACCAAUUCAGAGACGGAAUUGGUUAAAGGAGUGGAUUUAAAGGAAGGAGCUCAUCUUGAUCUAAUUGGGUCAUUUAAACCAAGUAUGAAAGAGUGUGAUGACGUGGCGAUAAAGAGGGGGAAAGUGUUUGUUGAUAAUGAGGUGGCAUUGGAGGAAGCUGGGGAACUGGUUGGUGCUUUUGAUAGAGGGGUGAUCUCUAAGGGUGAUAUUUGUGGUACUUUGGUGGAGUUGAUUGAAGGUAAAAAAAUUGGGAGGAAAAAUGAUGAGGAAAUUACUGUGUUUAAGUCUGUUGGUUCAGGGGUUGUUGAUCUUCUUACUGCUCAGUUGGUUUAUGAAACUGUUAUUACAGAUCUAACUGAGCAGAACUAACUGGUUCUGAUCAAACAGAUCAGAAUAAUACACCCAGCUUAUGCUGUUACUAUGAAACUAGCAGAAUAAAUGUAUCAUGUUACAUGAAUGAUGUAUUAACAUACAAGCUUAUAAAAGAUUUCAUGGUAGUGUUUUUUCAAAUAA